This is a messenger RNA of Drosophila innubila, 599 nucleotides long. It is a transcript of the gene RpL27, whose product is annotated as 60S ribosomal protein L27. The transcript is spliced from 2 exons. Gene Ontology annotation, cellular component: ribosome; cytosolic large ribosomal subunit. Gene Ontology annotation, biological process: translation. The coding region runs from base 88 to 495 and encodes 135 amino acids. Gene Ontology annotation, molecular function: structural constituent of ribosome. The record is from RefSeq and is a predicted model, not a curated record. Lineage: Eukaryota; Metazoa; Arthropoda; Insecta; Diptera; Drosophilidae.
GUGGCAACGCUAGCAGUGCUGUCAAGCUGUCACUGCAGCUGUCACCCUUUUCUUUCUUUUCCGGUCAGCGAACAGACCUCCGCCAACAUGAGGAAAAUUAUGAAACAGGGCAAGAUCGUAAUCGUCCUUAGUGGACGUUACGCUGGUCGUAAAGCCAUCAUCGUCAAGACCUCCGACGAUGGCACCCCGGAGAAACCCUUCGGUCAUGCGCUCGUCGCCGGCAUCGACAGAUACCCACGCAAGGUGACCAAGAAGAUGGGCAAGAACAAGCUGAAGAAGAAGUCCAAGGUCAAGCCCUUCCUCAAGAGCUUGAACUACAACCAUCUGAUGCCGACCCGCUACACCGCGCACGACAUCAGCUUCGAGAAGCUGUCGCCCAAGGAUCUCAAGGAUCCCGUCAAGCGCAAGACUCACCGUUUCCAGACCCGCGUCAAGUUCGAGUCUGUGUACAAGGAGGGCAAGAACAAGUGGUUCUUCCAGAAGCUGCGUUUCUAAACAACAACAGAAGCAGCUGCCUGUGGAGUUCUCUUGAUUUGUAUGUCGCCGUUUUUUUAAGGUUAAAUAAAAAAACAAUACUGAUAAAAAACUAUUGACGGAAA